AUGGACGAUCAACCGACGCAGCAAGAGCGGAACGUUUAUGACCAUCGGGACCUCGUGAACGCAAGAGCGAGAAACGAGAACAUCGUCGUCAAAAAUCUAAAAAAGAAGAAAGAAUUUGCAGAUUGUAUGGCGUCCCUCGACAAACAGUUGGAUGAUAGUCUCACUCAAGUGAUGGAUGAUGAGGACUCGGCAGUUACCAAUAACAAGUCUCACAAACCACAAGAACUUAUGGUCAACUAUGCUGACUUUACUCACGAUUUGAUCAACAAUCCGAGCGGUGACUUGAUUUCGCACAGCAAUGCAGAUUUGUCACUCGUGCAAUAA
This is a messenger RNA of Paraglomus occultum, 324 nucleotides long. The record is from the annotation of a GenBank genome assembly. Lineage: Eukaryota; Fungi; Glomeromycota; Glomeromycetes; Paraglomerales; Paraglomeraceae.